Messenger RNA from Heterotrigona itama, 366 nucleotides. Lineage: Eukaryota; Metazoa; Arthropoda; Insecta; Hymenoptera; Apidae. The record is from the annotation of a GenBank genome assembly.
AUGGCCAAGCUAAUAGCAAGCUAUACUAAUCACUUAAUUCGUAACAUACAUAUGUAUAUAUAUAUAUAUAUAGACGCAACAAUUAAAAUAAAAAAAAAAAAGAAAGAAAAAAGAGUAGAUAGACAAAGAGAUGGUAAGAUCCAAAAGAAACGAGAAAAAAAAAUAGUAAACGAGACAAAAAUAAGAAAAAUAAAAAGAGGAAGUGAACGAACAGAAUUACACACAGGCUCUAUGAUCAAACAGUGAUAAAUCGUGUUCGUUUCAGGGGUGGGACAGAGCAAAAGAGCGGCGUUCACGUAUCACGUUCCGGAUAUCAUCUCUACGGAUGCAAGAUGCUCAUCUACUACUCCACUAAAUUCUGGAUGA